AUGAGUUCAUCAUCAAUUAUUGAACCAUCGUCAACUGACAUUGAAGAUGAUCUAACAAAUGUGAAUUCGACUACAACAGAAUCUCUUCCUAAAAUUUCUGAAAUUGACAUUCGAUUUACUAUAGCUUUAGCUGUACCUGCUGGACCACCUUUACCAAACGAUUCAUCUGUAACAAAAAAUCCGACAUCAAAAAGUAAACGAACAUCUGAAGUAUCAAAAGUACAAGGAUAUUAUCGUGUUGAAUAUUCAUUAUUACCUGGUGCACCAAAUGUUGCUUUUGAUAUUGUUGUUUUUCGAACAGCUGCAAAAAUUUAUCCUGAUGGUCAAAAAGCUUUUCUUAUACCGGUUUGGGAAGAUGAUAAUGAAAAUAUUUGGAUAGUUUGGACUUAUAUUCAUAAACUUGAAUUAAAUCAUGAACGUUUAUUAGCAUUAUUAUCACAUAAAAUUCUUGUUAAAAUAUGGGAUGGAAGAGAUUUUUGUACAGUACGUACAAAACUUGAUAAACCACGUAUUACACGUGCUGUACCUCAAUCAAUAAAUGGUGAUGAAGAUAAUACCCCACAGAAUAUAGUACAAAAUAUGGCACAAAAUUAUGCAGAUAAAUGGGUAGCAAAACCAUUAUUACAUAAAUUACAACGAAGACUACCUAUUCAUAUUCCACCUCCAACAGCAUUUUUGAAGAAAAAAAUCGAUGAUAUGGAAGAUGCACGACCAUCAACACCUGCAUUAUUAGAUGCAUUACAAGAAAAAUCUACAGAAAGUUUAAACGGUGAUUUCAAAACAUUAAAUACAAAUCAAAAUUUAAAUCCUGGUAUUUUAAAAAAAAGUCUAGAAAAAAGUGAAACUAAACCAGUAGAACCUGUCAGUCCCAAGAAAGGAACAAGAUCAUCGAAUAAACAAAACGAAGAAAAGAAAGCAAAUGGUACUGCUCAAAUAAUUGUACCAAGUAAUUUAAUCAUUGCAGGAUUUAAAAUGAUUACAUGCCGUCUUGAUGAUAAUCCAUUAUUACCAAAAGCUAUUCAAGAUUGUUUUGUUAGUAUUAAUAUUGAAGAUCCUCAAUUAAUGAAUGAAGUUCUUGCAAAAGAAUUUAAUCCACUUACAGUAACAAUAUGUUAUGUAGAAAAUAUGCCAUCAACACCAUUAUCAUAUUCUGAAUUAAAAGAAAGAUGUGAUCCAGUGUAUUGUUGUUAUGAAUUAUUUAAUCAACCAGCUCAUCAAACACUUAAAAAACCACAAGCACGCCAUAUAUACUGGAAUGAUUUUCAUUUAUAUUUAACAAAUUUAAUAAACGAAAAUUUAAUGAGUCAAUUUCGUAAUUCACCUUAUCUAAAUAUUGAACUUCAUGAUCGAGAUGAAUGUGAACAUAUUCGACGACGUGUUGCUAGUGUAUUUGGAUCGGAAAGUACCGAUGAAAGCAUUGGAAAAGUGUCCGGUAAAUUAAAACUUCAUAAUUCAAAAAAUGAUUCAAAUUGGAAUCCACAUGGUUGUGUUAAAAUAGAUUUAUCCGAACUUUGGCUUGGACAAACAUCACUUGAAUUUUAUAUUCCAGUUGUUCCAUGUCAUGCACCUCAACUUCUUUCAGGCCGAGCAUCAAAUGCAAAUCAUACAUUAUCCGAUGAACAUACGUAUAUACAACAAGGAGAUUUUCUUUCGAGUGGUACUCAAAUGAAAAUUCUUGUUAAAUUAGCUAAACCAUUUGUACCACCAGUUGAACAUCGACUAUUAGAUGAUCGAGAAUUACGAACAACAACUGUUGCACCAUUUAAUCGAAUUGUUUUCAUAUUUCCUUAUAAUAAUAUGACAUUUUUAACUGCUCUUCAAACUUCUAUUCGAAUAAUUAAUGCAAAAGCUCUUGACUUUGAAAAUGAACCAGCACAUAUACAAGUAACUACUCUUUCAACAUAUAAAUUAACUGACACUCAACAAGCGGAUCCAAAUCUAAAUAUAAUAACUGGUUUCCAUUUAUUCGAUGAUGAUCAACAUAUCUUUAUAUUGGAAGGCCGAAAAGAAGAAGCAAUUGAUUUACUUUUUGAAACUGUCCCAAAACCUAAAGGACAAAAUAUUGAAAUUCUCUAUGAUUCUUCCGUACAUUUUAAUGAACGUCUUUAUGUUAAAUUUGGUAUUGAUAUAAUGCAUAUUAGAUUAUCACGAACAUUACGUAAUAUUGUUUCUCAACCAUUAAUAUUCCUUCGAGAUAAUCUUACUAAAGAAACAUUUGAAGCACUCGAUAAAUUACACAAACUUGCUCUUGUACAUAAAUUAAGUUCAUCGGCUCGAUAUAAAUUAUUUCCAACUAUGGAAAUGGUUACAUCAAUAAAUAAGGAUUAUGGUAUACCUUUAACCGAAAAUGAAAUAAGAUUAUUUGCACGUGAUGAUCGAUUACCACCAUCAUCAGCACCACCACCAUCGCAACGACCAUUAUCCUCAACACAAGCUGAAGAAGAUAAUAAUAUUAUUCAAAAUACUUAUAGUUCAAAUAAUGUAUUCAUUCGAGAACAACCACAACGAUCAAUGGAUGAUACUCAAUUACCGGAUAUAAAUUUUCUAGCAAGAAAUAAAGAACGUAUUCGAUUGGCUAGUUUAAAAAAUAAAGAAAAUCGUCCAACUGACGAUAGUGUGGCAUUCGUAACAUCAGGACCUAUUUAUCCAUAUAGUACACAAAAAUUAAAUUCAGCUGAAAAUGCACUUGAACAAAUGCGAACAUAUCUUAAACAAAAUCAUCCUUCCGCAUCCUGUUCAUUUAAUCCUGAAUUUCCAACGCAUGCUUAUUCUGCAUAUUCCAAUGAAGAAUCAUCAAUGGAUUUUCAUCGAAAACUUCGUAUACCAUUUGAUUUUAAUGGAACAGAAAAAGAUAAAUAUUCGGAUAAAACAUUACCAAGUUGGGUUAAUUAUCCAGGUUAUCGUACAAAUCGUGAAACAAAUGUUCAUUCUCAAUUACCUGAUCCAUAUCGACUUGUCGAAUUAUCAAAACCAAAAGAAGAAUGGUAUGAACCAAAUAUAAUUGAUCAUCAAUCACCUAUUCAUGAUCGUAUACCAUGUAAAUGGGUUUAUCGUAAUGAUGAUUUUGAUCGAUGGAAACGUGCACCUCCAUUAUCUCGAAGUAUUUCUGUUCAUUGGCAAUCAACAAGUGAACUAAGUAGAUCAGCAUCAUUACCAACAACACCAACAUUAAUUGUUGGAGAUAAACGAAUGCAUUUCUUACGUCGAGCAGCACAUACAGAAAUGUUAAUGGAAGGAAGAACAUCUUCUUCACAAUUAGAUCGUUUAACUGGAUUACUUAAAGAUAAACCAGUCAAAAAAGGACUUCUAUUACCAAAAUCAUUUAAUAGAGAUAAUGAAUCUCAAUCAAUACUAUUUGAUACAUAA
Molecule: messenger RNA, 3366 nt
Organism: Adineta steineri
Lineage: Eukaryota; Metazoa; Rotifera; Eurotatoria; Adinetida; Adinetidae
Source: the annotation of a GenBank genome assembly